GUUAAUUUCAGGAAUCCAACCGCAGGUGUCAUUGUACAACUACGAUCAUCCUCAGGUUCUCGAGGAUGAGUACGGAGGAUGGCUUAGUCGAAGAAUGGUGUAUGAACUACUGGAGAUUUCAGAGAUUAUGCGGAGGUGUGCUUCAGGGAGUUUGGUGACCGAGUUGGUCACUGGACAACAGUGAACGAGCCGAACAUCUUC
Messenger RNA from Linum tenue, 201 nucleotides. Lineage: Eukaryota; Viridiplantae; Streptophyta; Magnoliopsida; Malpighiales; Linaceae. The record is from the annotation of a GenBank genome assembly.